AUGGAGUCCUGCCUUCCCAGGGUUGGCAGCUCUGAUCCUGCCUCCCUGGUGGUUCCAGCCCAGUCUGUGCUGAGCGAGUUGAGGUCCCACAGUGAGAAGGCCACCUGCCGGAGGACAGGACGGAUACUGCAUCUUGUCUUCCUGUGCCUGCUCCACGGUUCAUCCUUGACCCUUCCACAAAGAAGACCCCAUUUCAGACAGCAACGUGAGGGCUCUCUCCCCUUCAAGAUUCAUCUUCGCAACAUGACAACAUGCACACCCCCCUGUUGGUGGGAGGAGAGUUCCUUUGCAGCUUCAGGUGCACUGAGGGGCCCGAGCUUGGUGUCUGGGGAAGCUGGAGGAGCUGUCACCAUCCAGUGCCAUUACGCCCCCUCGUCGGUCAACAGGCACCAAAGGAAGUACUGGUGCCGCCUGGAGCCUCCAUUGAGGGUCUGCCGCACCAUCGUGUCCACCAACCACUACGCCCACCGUGACUACUGCGGCCGCGUGGCCCUCACUGACUUCCCACGCAGGGGUCUGUUCACGGUGAAGCUGUUCCAAGUGUCCCUUGAUGAUGCGGGACAGUACCGCUGCGGCAUUGGCAACAGAAACAACGCGCUGUUCGUGGGAGUGACCCUGAACGUGUCUGCAGGUCCUUUCAAUACCAUCUACACAGCCCCUCCAGAUCCUGGUAAUGUCACCUUAGCGUCCUUUGGGACAACAUCACCAAUAGCCAACAAAUGGACCUCAGCAGCCACCCAGCCUCUGGAAGGCCAGGCAUCAGAGUGGGACAGCAAAGCCACACCUUUGGCUAAAGGCAGAGAGACCCCAGGAACAGUCCAAGCAGCAGCUUCAGGGGCAGGCAGCAGGGUAGAGGGCUCCAUCAAGACGACAGUCCCUACUCCAGAGAGCCCAGCUUUAAAACUCAGAAGCAUGCCCACUACAACAGAGGGUGUUUGGAUAUGGGGCACCCAAAGCUCACUGACAAAGACAGCUAGCACCAGUGAGCAUGGGCGAAAAAAGACAAGCACAGAAGAUGAAAGGCCAGGGGAAGAAACAGAGGUCAGGGUAAUUCUAGAUACAGCCAGGAAGACCACAGGAACCAUUCGGCCAUCAACCCUGAGCUCAGAACAUGUGGCCCGAGUAACCCUCCCAGAAGGAACAGUGAUUUCUAAGCAACAAAUGCUGGCCUCCAAGGAGACAUCAUCCUCAGCUCCAGGUGCAUGGACCUGGGGCUCUCUCUCUAUAGAGGCUUCUGUGGAAGGAAGCUCUGAUGGGAGCCUAGAAAACACUGCUGGAGAAAGUCGUCUCCCCGGAAUGCCAAGCCAGCCCCCAGCAGAGGGAUCCACGAGUUCCCCUGGCAAGGGGCCAUCCAUGAAGAGUGCUUUCCCGGAAGAGAAAAGCAACUCUUGGAUCCUGACUACGGUCUCCACCAUACUUUCCCUGGUUCUGCUCCUGACUGUGGUCCUUUUGCAAAGAAGGUUCUGGAGAAGGAGGAGCUCUCCAGAGGCAGAGAGGGAACCAAGGGUGACUCUGAUUCAGGUGAUACCUUUCUUGAAUCCAAACCUGCUACCAGACCAGCUCCCUGACGUGGGAAGGAACUUGUUGCAGAGUGACACUCCUCCACCCAAGCCACCCCUGCUCAUCUUACUUCGCCCCUAUGAAGACAAGCCACUGGAGCUCAGGUUCUGCCUCAGGAAGAAGAGACCUGCCUACUAUUUUGGGACUCAGAAAGCCAAGAAUUCCUCACAGCCAGAGGUUGAAGUAAUUACACAGAUAUUAGAAGGCUUGAAGAUCAUUGAAGAUGGACCCUUCCGUCAUGAUCAGCUUUGA
Messenger RNA from Jaculus jaculus (lesser Egyptian jerboa), 1812 nucleotides. RefSeq names its product Fc alpha and mu receptor (gene Fcamr). The transcript has 8 exons. The coding region runs from base 1 to 1812 and encodes 603 amino acids. Gene Ontology annotation, cellular component: plasma membrane. The record is from RefSeq and is a predicted model, not a curated record. Lineage: Eukaryota; Metazoa; Chordata; Mammalia; Rodentia; Dipodidae. Gene Ontology annotation, molecular function: transmembrane signaling receptor activity.